Astyanax mexicanus (Mexican tetra) is the source of this 7874-nucleotide messenger RNA. It is a transcript of the gene prrc2b, whose product is annotated as proline-rich coiled-coil 2B. Bases 234 to 7004 code for a protein of 2256 amino acids. The transcript is spliced from 31 exons. Gene Ontology annotation, biological process: cell differentiation. The record is from RefSeq and is a predicted model, not a curated record. Lineage: Eukaryota; Metazoa; Chordata; Actinopteri; Characiformes; Acestrorhamphidae.
CCAACGUCAUAUCCGACAGCAGGCCGUGUGUGGCAACACAAGUAAACGGCGAGCAGAUUAAAGAAACACAGAAUCGGCCGCAGAAUCUCCAUCCAUCCUUCCAGAUUCCGCGCGCAGGUGGACUAAAUCCGCACCAUCGGGCACACACAAGAGUUUCCCCGUUGAAUCGACACAGAAGGUACAGAGGAAGAGGCGCAAAGAAAAAUUUCCAUACUCGAUGACAUUACAUCGCAAUGUCCGAUCGUUUGGGGCAAAUAACCAAGUCCAAGGAUGGGAAAAGCAAGUAUUCUUCGCUCAGCCUAUUUGACAAGUACAAGGGAAAGUCAAUAGAAACUCAGAAAAACACAGUUGUUCCACGACAUGGCUUGCAGAGUCUUGGUAAAGUGGCCACUGCCCGGCGCAUGCCCCCACCCGCUCACCUGCCGAGCCUGAAAUCCGAAAAUAAAGGAAACGAUCCAAACGUGAUUAUUGUGCCCAAAGACGGAACAGGAUGGGCGAACAAGCAGGAACAGUCCGAUCAAAAGAGUUCCAUUGCAUCGACAGCACAGCUGCUGGAAUCGCAGCCGCAGCUGCCUUUGCAGAAAUCUGUCUCCAAUAUUCAGAAGCCAACACCGGCAGCCAGCCAGGAGAGCACAAGCACAGGUGGACCAAAGCAAUGGGCACAACUAAAUGGAAAGGCAGUAGAUCACGAUGGUUUAAGGGCCUCAAGCCGACUGCAGCCCUUCUCUCACGAGGAAUUUCCGACGCUGAAAGCAGCAGGAGAACAGGACAAGGCUGGCAAGGAAAGAAGCGCCUUCGAUCCGUCGUAUGGGCCAGGACCAAGCCUCCGCCCUCAGAAUGUUACGAGUUGGAGGGAGGGUGGUGGACGGAAUCUUCAGCCUCUCUCUCUGUCCCCCGCCCUCGCCUCCGAGCCGGAGGGAAAGGGAGGCGGCCCGACUGAGACCGCCGCUCCUCUUCCUCCUCCUCCUCCCUCCACCACCACCACCACCACCUCCUCCUCCUCCACCGGCUCCUCCGCCCUGUCCUCGUCUGCCAACGCCGCCUCCGCCACUGUCACAGCUCCAUCCCCCGACCUGAAGGAGCCCUCACUCCGGCCGGCUCAACCGCUACGCCGAGCCACGCCAUCCGCCCUGCAGUACCAGCUCCACCACACCUCCACCACCACCUACCACGACAUGCUGCCUGCCUUUAUGUGCCCUAAAGAAACUCGAGAGGGCCCUGGUACCUCGGAGCACGGCCCUGCUGCUGUGCCCGCCCCCAUGCGCUUUGAAGCGAGGCCAACCUUCAGACCACCAUUCCCUGCUCCUGAACCUGUUAAUGGAGAUGUGCGGCGAGAGAACCGCUUCGCCCGGGUGCCCUCUCGCCCCUCACCUCGACCAAUCCGCCGCCCUGGAGACAGGGCGCCCCGCCCCGCCAUCAUCAACCCAGAUGACCUGAAGGACCUGGACGACCUGGACAAUGACUGUGAGGAUGGAUGGGCAGGUCUCCAUGAGGACGUGGAUUACAGCGAGAAGCUCAAGUUCAGUGAUGAUGAAGAGGAUCAUGGGUCCAGCGAUAAGAAUAAGAUUUGGGGAGAGUGGGAGGCUCAUCGGGAGCGGCAGUGCUCCAUGAGUUCAGGAGAAGGUCAGUACCCACAGGAGGCGGAGGAAGACUCCUAUCAGCACCAGCACGAUCUUCAGCCUUCCAGGAAGAUCAACGGCAGAUACAGCUCCUCAGAAUCACAGCCCCAGCAGAAAUCCAGCGAGUCUGCAGACGAUCAGGACGAUCACCAGCGCUCGGCUCCUCCCCGGGGGAAGUUCGUGACGGCGGAUCUGUCGGAGGCGGUGGAGAGGGCUCGGCGCCGGCGGGAGGAGGAGGAGCGGCGAGCUCGGGAGGAGAGGCUGGCCGCCUGCGCUGAGAAACUAAAGAGACUGGACGAGAAAUUCGGCAAAACCGAGAAACCCGCUCGCUGUGCCGAGACGCAGAGAGACCCUCACACUGCAGAAACCAAGGACCUGUCCCAGUCUCCCGGCCGAGACCUGCCCAAACACCACCAGGACAGCUGGCAGUACGCCAGCAAAGAAGUGUGUGAGCAGGUCUCGGAUCAGUCCUCCUCUCAGGACUACAGGGAUAACGGUUUCAGCUACAGGACGGAGGACGAGGGUCCGGAGCCCACCUCUCCUCUCCCAGAUUACAGCCGGCACCAGAAGGCCGUUCCACCGCGCUUCCAAAAGCAGCAGCAGCAGCAGCAGCAGCAGGAGCAGGUGUAUAAGAUGCAGCAGUGGCAGCAGUCGGGUCAUCCUCCCCAGUCUGGCUCUGGUCACCCACAGCGGGGGUAUUAUCCUCCACACGUUCUGGGCUUCGAUCCUCGCUGGAUGAUGAUGCCCCCCUACAUGGACCCCCGUAUGACCCAGGGCCGCUCCCCGGUCGAUUACUACCCUCCCAGUGUCCACUCCUCUGGAAUGAUGAAGCCAGUAAUGCAGCAGGAUCGCCUCAACAGCCCCAGCUCUGCCUCCGAUGAAGGAAGUCAUCCCAGCAUGCACCAGGAGAGGAGAGCGCCCUCUACAGAGCCUUACCCCGUCUGGAACCAGGACGGUUACCCUCCAGCUCGCAGCUUCACCCCACCCUACCAGAGGCAGCAUGAGGUCACGGAGCGCAGUCACACUGAUGACAGGAGUGACCGGUCCUGCUCUCAGCAAGACUCGUAUGAGGAUCGAGUGAACGAUCGAGUGGACAGCCCUGUGGAAGAUCUCCCCCACCAGGGAUAUCGUCAUGGUCGAGGUUCGGACAUGUCUCUGGGUUCGCAGAGAGAUUCAGGCCAUGAAGAUUCCCAUCAGCCCCCAACGCACAGCCGUUCGCACCACGGAGACGCCGCAGAGUACUCCUCCAAAGCAGAGCAGCAUCAUCAUCCUCAUCAUCAUCAGAAGGAGCUUUCCAUUACCACCAGAGCCCAGAGAGAGAGAGCAGAUUCUCGGGAUGAAGCAUGUGAGAAGGAGAAGAGCUACGACUCUGAUUUCUGGAAGAAGGAAAGCCCCCUGAAGAAGGAAAGUGGACCGUCUCAGUGGUCCGAACCAGUCUCCAGCAGUAGCAGCAGCAGCGUUGGGCAGCCGUCCGAGUCUAGCGGACGCACCCUGAGGAGGACGGGGCCGAUUAAGAAACCGGUGCUGAAAGCUCUGAAAGUCGAAGACAAGGAGAACGAGAAGCCGAAAGCUGAACCUGAAGAGAAGCCAGUUCCCUAUAGACUUGAAAAGGAGGUCCUUACUAAUGUAUAUGAUUUGAAAAAGGACAACCAGCCUUUAGCCAGUAGGCAUCCUACCACAACUCCGGUUUUUCUAGCAGCUUCGCUUGAAGAGAAGCAGCCAGCUCCACCUAAAGUCGAGAAAGUUUCGAGUGUCCAAAGCGAGGACUGCUCCAAUAAGGAAAACAACUGGGAGAGCAGUACAUCCCAGCCUAAAGAAAACCGCGAAACCGUAGAAAACAGGGACCCGCCGACUCCUCCACGCCGCAACAACUGGAUCUUCAUAGAUGAAGAGCAGGCGUUCGCCGGUGCUAGAGGUGGAGGAGGAGCCGGUCGAGGACGAGGCAGAAGCUUCAGAGACUUUAACUCGCGUGGCGGUGCUCGCGGAGGUCGUACCGACAACUCCAGAGGUUCUUACAACUCUGGGCAAAACAACCGCGCAACUAGAGGACGGGGAACUCGAGAAUUCGGGAAUUCCAAAAUCGAAGACUUGCAAAGAGGCAAGCCGCGAAGACGCAACGUCAGCGAGACGUUGAGCGAAACUUCGGAAUACGAGGAGCUGCCGAAGCGCCGUCGCCAGAAGGGCUCUGAAAAUGGGGACACUGGUUAUACCUCAAGUGGAGGAGACGCCAAAAGGGCGGACAGGGACUCAUGGAGGUCCAACAAGGUUUACAACAACGAUCAAAGCAGUGGAGACGCAAGAGACAAGUCCAAAAUGAGAGGUUUCGGUCGGUCCCUCCCACCGCGCCUCAACACCGGCUACAACCGAGGGUUCGGAUCAAGGGAGAUUCCAACUUGGAGGGGAAGGGGAAGUGGAAGUAGUCAAUUUGGGGGUGGCUCCUCUCAAGAGAACGGAUACAGCUUUGUGAACAACGACCCAUAUUCGAGAAAAUCAGCGGAAGGUGAAUCUCUGAAGUACCCACAGAAGUUUUCUUCAUCGUUCGGCGUGGAGAACGGCGUAGAAGAUCGAGAAGGAGACUACUACAUUGAUAACGAUAAUCCCGACAACCGCCCGAUAAGAAGGCGACGUCCUCCACGCCAAGAUAAACCCCCGCGCUUCCGGCGACUUCGCCAGGAAAGGGAGCCUGGGAGUCAAUGGAACAGCGACGAGUACGUCAACGGCGAAUUCGCCAACCCCUGGCCCGGUCGCUCCAAAGGUGGAGAGGACCACUGGCCUGGUCAGUAUUCCGGAAACAGGCAGCAAGAGUUCGGCCAUCAGGGCGAAGACUGGGAGACGGGAUCGGAAAACAGCGAUUUUAACGACUGGAGAGAAAAGCGUGGAGGUGCCCAGCACGGCGAUUCCGCCGUGGAUUUGGGUCAAGGCGAUCCCGGCUCUGAAAAGAGAGAGCUCUCCAAGAGAAGCUUCUCCAGCCAGCGCCCCCUGGUGGACCGGCAGAACCGCAAGAGCGACAUACCGGUUUUAGAAGGCAACAAAAUGAGCCGCUCCACGGACACGCCUUCCAGCGGCAGCUCGUCAAACCGAAACGACGGCUGGCAGAACGGGAUGUCGCCUAACUGCAGAAGGAGUCCAGAGGAUGCCGCUCCGGGUUUGAGUGCGGGCUCUGUGUACGUUGUGGAGCAGCCGGAGGAGAACCUGCCCACCAGCUGCUCUGAUUCUUCAGGGAAGAAGAUGGAGAAGGAGCUCAAACCCAGAGCCAUGAAGCCGGACAUGGCAGAGUCUCUGUCCCAGUACGAGCUGAACAGCUACCCCAUUGAAAGCGAUUCAGGAGCUUCCAUCCCAAGUCCUGAAGGGUUCCAGGAUGCUCUUUCCAAGAAACAAAGGCGUCCACAGGAGGAGGAGCGCAGGAGGAAGGAGCAGAGCGCAGCGGUGGCAGUAAAGAGCAGGUCGAUCCCGUCGAAGAUGCCUCCUCGUUUUGCUAAGAAGCAGGGCAGCCUGUCUAUGGAGCAGCCGGAGGAGCCGCUGUCAGCCAGCAACCUCGGCACUGAGAUCUGGGAGACCAACAGCUCCGCUCUCACAGUUCAGUCGUCUGGUGGAGACUCUUGGACAAAGCAAGUGUCCUACACUGGGAGUGAGCCAAAUUCAGAGGAUUCAGACGCCGGACCAGAGCAGAGCAAAGAGCACAAACCCGGUCCCAUCGGAAAUGAGCGUUCCCUGAAGAACCGGAAGGGUUCAGAGGGAGUGGAGCGUCUGGAGGGACCCAUCACCCCGGUGAACGGAGUGGACAUCCACGUGGACAACGUCAUCCCCGUUCCCCCCAUCGAGUUCGGGGUCAGCGCCAAGGACUCCGACUUCAGCCUUCCUCCCGGUUCUGCUCCGGUGGCUGUUUCCAACCCCGUCACCAAGCUGCAGGACGCUCUCGCCAGCAACGCGGGCCUUGCUCAGGGCAUUCCAAUGCUGCGCAGAGAUCACCUGCAGCCUGGCAUCAACCUCAACCCCAUAUCCUUCCCCUCCACCGACCUCACGCUCAAGAUGGAGUCUGCUCGUAAAGCCUGGGAGAACUCCCAGUCCCUCCCGGAGCAGGGCUCUCCGGGCGGGGCCGGUUCAUGCUCCCAGCCCCCCUGCAGCGUGGGCUCCUCCAGCGGGGUCAGCUACAGCUCCUUUGGGGGAGUCUCCAUGCCCCCCAUGCCCGUGGCCUCCGUCGCUCCUUCUGUCUCCAUGCAAGGUAAUCAUAUUACCCCGCUGUACCUCGACGGGCACGUUUUCCCAAGUCAGCCUCGUUUGGUGCCGCCAACGUUGACUCAGCAGCAAAGUUACCAGCAGGCUGCAGCAGCUCAGCAGAUUCCCAUCUCCCUGCACACAUCCUUGCAGGCCCAGGCUCAGCUCGGGCUUCGGGGAGGCCUGCCCGUCUCCCAGUCCCAGGAGAUGUUCAACUCCAUCCCCCCGUUCAGGUCCCAGGUGUACAUGCACCCUAACCUGUCCCAGCCCAGUCCGAUGGUGCUGUCGGGCGGAGCUCCUCUGAAGGGACCGUACUCCGCCUUCCCGGGGAUGCAGCCCUCAGAACUGGUGAAGUCCCAGUCCGGCUCCCACUACCAGCCAAUCAACGGCAGCCAGCAGCUGGUGUACGACGGCCCCAUGAACCAGGGGCCAGGCAUGGGCACCUCACAGCUCAUGGACUCCCAGCUCAUCCAGGUGACCAUGCCCCUGCCUGGUUCUCAGCUCCGUUACGGUUCAGCCCAGCAGCACCUGAUCCUGCCCCAGUCCAUCCAGCUCCAGCAGGGUCAGAACCUGUCGGUUAAUGCCCCGCGCCGCAUGAUGCCCCCCGGCUCCCAGCCGCCCGUCAUGCCCACCAGCAGGGAGCCGUCUCAGAUGGACAUGAAAGGCUUCCAGUUUUCUGACAAGGCCAACCACUCACCUGGAAUACCUGCUGGCUCCUACAGGCCUGGAUCUGCGAGCCCCAGUGGAAAGCCCUCUGGUCCUGGUGGUCCUCAGGCUGUCGGCCCCCUCGCUGGACAUUACGCCCAACAGGUGCCCCCUCCGCAGGGCAGCAUGGUGAUGCACAUCCGCCCCCCCACCACCGGCCCCUUCCCCACCCCCAUCCAGCGGCCUGUAAUGCAGGUAAACAAGGCCAUCAUCAUCCGCUCCCCCCCUUACCCCAACCCGGGCCGCGAGCCGCCCCACUCCACCCCCACUUCCAACCCCGAGACCGCACCCAAGGGGGCUGAGGAGGGCACGAAGACGAAGGUUCUCCGUGUGGGAGAUCUGACGGCUUCAUCAGCAGUGAUUUCCAACAAACUGCAGGAGCCGCUGAACCCGGGUCAGAUCAAACCCACCCGGACCGGAGCCAUCAAGCCUCAGUCCGUUAAAGUGGAGGAGAGCAAGGCUUAACGCUGUACCUCACGCCCUCAUGCCCCGCCCACUCCACCCUCCCGACUUUACGGACCUCCCCCUCCCUCCAUCACCCCGUUAUUUAGUUUAUUUGUUCCUUUUAUUUUAUUUUAUUUUUGCUCGUUUUUGGUUCCCCCUCCCCGUCAGCACUCAUCUCUCACUGCUGUCCAGAACAAACCGAAUAACCUGAACCACAGGAGCACCGAAACACACGGUUCAAAACGCAGCAUAUAGAGAUAUAUAUAAAUAUAUAUCUGUAUCUAUAUAUAAAUGUAUACUAUAUUAAAUCUAUACAUAGACACGAUAGCUUGGGACUCUUCUAAGCAGACUCUCUUCAGGAUCAUCUUUAUUUAUUAACAUUUAUUUUCCAUUUCAAGAGAAGAAUAAUGUUGAGAAAAAAAAAAAGCAAGUCUUGUGUUUUUAAAUGGUUCUCGAAGUUUGAAGAGAAAAUCUGACGCAUUUUUUCGGACUCAUCAUCAUCUUCAUCAUCUUCAUCACCACGAUCAUCAUCAUCAUAGUCAUCGUCAUCAUCAUCAUCCUCCCUCCCUCUCUUUUGUCCUUCAGCUUGCGCAUUGCCCCGCCCAUUGCCAAACUGUGUACCCGCCUGGUUGGACUGUAGUUUUGAUUGACAUGACUGAGAACCAAUGAACAUGUCGGAAGCUUAAACUGUAAAAGCCUCUUUAAAAAGAAAAAACAAAAAAAAAACUGCAGUGUGGCACCGUUUGUCAUUUUUACUGGGUACCAUGGAAUUUUUAACUCUUCUCUUUUUUUUUUUUUUUUUAAAUAAAUAUAUAAAUCAUAAUCCACGCCUAUUUGCUCUAUUAUUAAAGAGCGCCUUUUACUCAAUAAAACAAAAACUUCAAACCCCAA